Molecule: messenger RNA, 210 nt
Organism: Melampsora larici-populina 98AG31
Lineage: Eukaryota; Fungi; Basidiomycota; Pucciniomycetes; Pucciniales; Melampsoraceae
Exons: 1
Biological process (GO): maturation of LSU-rRNA from tricistronic rRNA transcript (SSU-rRNA, 5.8S rRNA, LSU-rRNA); snoRNA localization; box C/D snoRNP assembly
Cellular component (GO): nucleus; pre-snoRNP complex
Source: RefSeq, a predicted model, not a curated record
AAUCAACUUUGUAAAGAGUGUAAUCAAGAAAAAUCAAUCUACACUUGUCCAUCUUGUUCAAUAAGAACUUGUUCAUUAAAAUGUUCAAAUCAACAUAAACAAAUCAAAAAUUGUAAUGGAAAACGAAAUCGAGUGACUCAUGUACCAAUCAAUCAAUACACUUGGGGUACUUUAAUGCAAGAUUAUAGUUAUCUUGAAGAAGUCAACAGG